AUGGCGGACUCGGUCACAGCUUCGUUGUCGUGCCCUGUGUGCUUCGAACGCUUUGCUUCAGCAGCCGGCGCGGCCUUUGCUCUGCACCUGGCGUCUUGCUCGCGCUCUUCCCCCUCGCCUCCUGACUCCCCGACGUCCGCGGCCGCUCACUGUCCGCGUUGUUUCCACGUCUACACAGCCGGCACGCUGCCCCACGAGAUCUCUUUCCAUGAGCACGAGUGCGCGCGCCGCCAGCGCAACGACGUACGCGUGGAGGCGGCUCCCAGCGUGACGCUCUUCCCGUCCCACUGCUUCUUGUGCGGCAACGGCGGGCGUGGCCUACUCCAUUGCGGUGGUAGCUGCGCUCGAUCAGCUCACCAGAAUUGCGUGAACCAGCUACAAGCGCCCACAGUUGGAGAGCCAGUGUCUCUGGCCGAGCGGAAGCAGGCGGCCGAGAACUGGAAGUGUGCGCAGUGUCUGAGAGGCCUACAUCGCUGCCAGCGCUGUGGCUUCAUGGGCCACGAGGCCAAUGGCAUGCGUAAGUGCUCUGUGCUUGACUGUGGCUACCAUUUUCACGAACAGUGUCUGCCGGACGACGAGACGGCGCACGCGGGCUUCGUGUGUCCACGCCACACGUGCGCGACGUGCGGCACCCAGGAGACCGACAUGAGGCGCUGUAAGAGCUGCACUGUGUGUGACCACAUGACACACUUGCGCUGUCCGAGAGGCAGCGGCGCCACUACCGGACCAACGAACAAUGGCGGCUUGGACCCGGCCCACCUGUUCGUGUGUACACGACACGACGCGGAGACGACCACGUCCCCGACCAGCAGCCCCGAUGCCAGUAACUCACUCCGACAGAGACUCGCAGCCGGCGACGUGGUACUGGUGCUUGAGUUUAACAACGCCCUGCUGCCGACCAGUGCCAAACAGGCGGCGCCCGACGCUGCCAACCACUGGGGCGUAAUCCUCUCGGCGGAAGAAGCGGAGCCGCAUGGACGUGGCAAUCAGCUACUGAGUGUCCGUAUGUUCGCAGAUGAAAACGUGCUGGUGGUGCCCAACCAGUACGCGCUGCGUGUGGCUAACGCGUCGGAUUUCUCUCGACCGGUGGACAUGCUUCGCCACUGUUUGGAACGUCACGCUAUGGUGGAGCUGCAGCUACGGCAGAUGGAUAGGAAUAUCGAUGCAGCAGAGGAGAAACGCAUUUUGCGUAUUAGUACUGCGGCGUUCGCUGCACGUCUUAAGGCGCUGGGUGUGACUGUAGCCCAGGCCACAAGCGACGCCGAGGAAGGACUUGCACGCUGGCGCCGGUUCCAGGCGCUGCCAGAGCCGCGUCAUUACGACGGUCUCGGAGACGCAGCACCCAGUUAUUUGUACAUCGACACCCGCCGAUGGAGACGUGUCCAUGACAGAUCCGGAUACAGACAGUGGUAG
Messenger RNA from Phytophthora infestans T30-4, 1413 nucleotides. RefSeq lists its product as uncharacterized. The coding region runs from base 1 to 1413 and encodes 470 amino acids. The record is from RefSeq and is a predicted model, not a curated record. The transcript is spliced from 3 exons. Lineage: Eukaryota; Oomycota; Peronosporomycetes; Peronosporales; Peronosporaceae.